Molecule: messenger RNA, 3493 nt
Organism: Cheilinus undulatus (humphead wrasse)
Lineage: Eukaryota; Metazoa; Chordata; Actinopteri; Labriformes; Labridae
Gene: atat1
Product: alpha tubulin acetyltransferase 1
Exons: 12
Coding region: 313-1584 (423 amino acids)
Biological process (GO): alpha-tubulin acetylation
Cellular component (GO): microtubule
Molecular function (GO): tubulin N-acetyltransferase activity
Source: RefSeq, a predicted model, not a curated record
GUGACUCCUGCUCACAGACACAAUGAAGCUAACAGUGACAGAAUAAAUAGUGACCUAGUGUCUUUGCUUAGCCUUAAUAUUUAACUUAUUGAUCAUUAUUGGUCCCUAUCAAUGUUAUGGUGACGUCAUACUGUCUGUGGGCUGCUAGCAGCAUGCUAAGUUUUAUUUUAGCGCCCAACAGCUCACUUCGGUACCUGUCUUUCUAACCAUCGGAGGUAUUAGCUAGCUCAGUUAGCCUAGCUUUGCACCUGCCGCUGUGUCUGCUUUGCAAGCUUCUUGUUGCAGAGUUCAGCUCACCUGUGGACAGGUGUGAUGGAGUUUCCCUUUGAUAUUAACCAGCUGUUCUCUGAAAGAGUCUCCGUGUUGGAUCAGAGCCUGGUGGCAGGUCGGAAAUCUGCGGGACGUCCAGAUCUUCAAGCUCACAUCGCCACCGUUAUUGAUGAACUGGGGAGAGCUUCAGCUAAGGCUCAGCAGCUCACCGCUCCAAUCACGAGUGCUUCAAAACUGCAGAGUCAGAGACAUCAGCUGUACCUACUGAAGGACGGGGAGAGCAAUGGUGGUCGAGGAGUGGUAGUCGGUUUCCUUAAAGUGGGCUAUAAGAAGUUGUUCCUGCUGGACAGACAGGGGGUGCACAUAGAGGCCGAACCGCUCUGUGUGUUAGAUUUCUACAUCUCAGAGAACCUGCAGAGACACGGCUAUGGCUUGGAGCUCUUUGACUUCAUGCUGCAGCACAAAAAUCUGGAGCCGGUCCUGAUGGCGUAUGAUCGACCUUCCCCUAAACUCCUGUCGUUCCUGGCGAAAAAUUACUGUCUGACUCAGAGCGUUCCUCAGGUGAAUAACUUCGUGGUGUUUGAAGGCUUCUUCCUGAACAGAUCAGCGGCCCAACUGAGAAAAGUUCCCCUCAGAAAGCCGGAAGGAGAGAUCAAACCGUACUCUCUGAUGGAGAGAGAAGUGGUACGUCAGGAGCAGAGGGUUCCUCCAUGGCCUUUUGCUUCACCCCACUCCCCCCAGCGAUCGGUAUCCUCCCGGUACUCCCCGCCCCUCAGCGUGGGCUCUUCCCCCAGCAGGGCUCCUCCUCGAGCCGCCCCGCUGUCUGCCCAUCAGUCCCCGCUCCUCGAACGUUGCAGGGCAAGACGCACCAGUGAUCAGGGUCUAGUGGCGAAACGCAGUCUGUACAGUCGACACCUGGGCAUCAGCACUUCAGGUGUGAUAGCUGUGGAGGAUCAGCCUCAUAUACCUGGACCCACAGACACACCUGGAGCCAGGCCACGUCUCCCCUCUCCUCCUCUUCACCAUUCUGCGCCCAACACGGAGGACGGUGAGGAGAUUCCACCGGCUCCAUCUAAUCAAGAGGACGACACGGAAGCACCACUGGUUCUGUCUGCCCAGGACAAGGGAGGCAUGAAGGACAGACAUUGGCGUACAGCAGGACAAGGAAAAGGAUCAGAAGGCUUACCGUUGUCCAAUCAGAGACAUCCAUCAGCAGACAGCAGAGACAGCGGUUCGUGGACUGUAGGAGAAAACAUUUUCAGUGCUCAGUGGGUCAAACAGAAACAACAGCUGAGGAGUACUCGACCAUGGUGACCACAAAGAGAGAGAGACUCCGUUUACACCUCACAUUAACAUCUGAUUUGGUCAUUCAGAUACCAACAGUUUGAUACCUGAAAGCUCAGUGUGAUACAGAAGUGGUCUGGGAUGUCUUCAUCUGGACUGGUUGUGUAGAUCAGCAUAUACUGGUACACAUUAAAGAGUCGGCUGAUGUGAUGUGCUGUGUUCUGCUAGUUAAGAAAAAGCAUGGCUUUAUUUAUGUCUGUCCAGCCUUGCUCAGAGUAAUGGGAAUUGUGGCUCUUAGAGAUUUUAUUAUUUAUAAUCAAAUUUAUAUGGUAUACAGUAAAGAGAGCUGGUCUUUCAGCUCCUAAACAGCUCUUCAUUUGGUACUAGUUUGGAUUAUUUCUUGUCUUUAAAACAACAAAAAUUGAAAAAAGGAAACUCGCUCACACAAAAGAGUCAGCUCUUAGAACCAGCUUGUGUCAGCAUGUCCUGUAAAUCAGUGGUUCCCAACCUUUUUUCCUAUGAGCCCCCCUUGUAUCGUAGAGGAGCGGAGGACCCCCAGGACCCCACAAACAAAAGGUGAUUCAUGGAUAUCAAAAAUCAACAUCAAAUUUGAAAUUUUUCAUUAUUCAAAUCUAUAUAAAAUAGCCUCACACAAAGAUUUUCUUAUCAUUAUCUUAACUUGCAUGAGCUCUUCAUAGAUGUGUUAUCACAAUUUUUGUUAGUAAGAGUGAAUCUAAUUUUGGCAGCCUCAAUGCAGACAGAGACUGGUGUCUCCCCUGAAAUCUCUCACGCAACCCCAAGGGGGUCCCGGAUCCCAGGUUGGGAACCAAUGCUUUAAAGCAUGUUUAUGACAACGUGAGGGAGAAAAGCUGUUAAAGAGGCAUCACUAGCCUCUUAGCUUGUGGCUAAUUGAUCCCCAAUCAUUCUUAUCAGCAGCAGCCUUACUGCACACAGAAUGUAGAAGAACCACAGAAAUAUAUGAAUAACAGAAUAUAGAAGUAUAAUACACAGAAAUAUGAUAUGAAAUAUAGUCUUAUAUGAUAUAUAGAAACAUAAUAUCAUAUGUUUGGGCUGUUGACUGAAUAAGACAUAUUGUUAACGCAGAGUAUAGAAGUACUAAUGUCCAUUUGUCUCUGAAUGACCAAAACAGAUGUUGAUGUAAACAGGAUGUGAGAGAGGCGAUGAUUGAAGUUAAACUUUAUUUAAUCCAUGAUUCAAACUUAUGAGCUAAACCUCACUGUGACAUGUUAAACUGUGUCUUACCACAAAGAUAUGUUCUUGCUCUUACAUCACGGUACUCUACUUAAAUUGAGCCUUUCCUUGGACACCUGAUCAUCGACCAAUCAGCUGCAAAGAUUCAGCCAUGGACAGCCUUUUACUGCUGGGUCUGAUGAUUUUCAGCAUGCUGCUCUGCACGUCUCACUUUAACCUCCACAGCCACAAAUGGAGUGACACAUGGAGUAUUGUAGAUCAACAACACUACACAUAAACUCUGGAAAUCAAACUGUGCAAUAUAAUUUAUAGUUGUCAUGAUAGCAGGAUGAUAAACUUUGCUAUGAUCCUAAUAUAAAUCAAAUUUUUUUAUGAAUGCAUCACAGACACACCACAUUAUAUUUUAUUGUCUUUAGUUGCCAAACUGCAGGCUAAGGAACCAUGCACUGUCUACAUUGGCCAAAAAUGUUGUGUAGCUACUAGAUCCACCCACUUUUCCCAAACUUGCCAAUGUUUUUGCACAAUUCAAAUAUUGUUCUCUCUCUGGUAGUUAAAACAACUGAAAAGCUGCAGUUUUAUAUUUGCACUCUUGUUUUUGAUACUAUUGAUUAUUAAACUAUCUGAGGUGGAAUUAUUUUUAAUCUGUUGCCAAACCUGAUAGUGUCUGAUUUUUAACUAAGACAAGCUGUGAAACUAAUGAGUGAAUAAAAGAUUAAUCCUGCUGUGA